GCGUGACACAGAAGGGAGUGGAGUAUGAUGCUUGGCAUUGCGAUAAUGUAUUUCAACAACAACUGUAACAGCUGUACGGCAGAUGGUCAGUAUGGAUGUUUUAUGUUGUUAGGACUUCAAGGAUUAUUUCAGAGUCUGAAACGACUGCGAUAGAGUUCUUUUAAUAAAUAUACAUAGUAGCACGUUGUCUGAAGAAUGUUGAUAAUGUAAAAUAAUGUCAGAUCGGAUUUAUGGGUUUCUUUCUCUAAUGUUUUUCUCCCAAGCCUCGCUGGCCUAUUGUAAAACACACCACAAAUAUUGGACUUUAAGGCAGUUUGUCAUUUCGUGUAAAGUUCAAUUCAAGUUCGGUUAAUGCACAACCCUGGUUACGUUGUAUAACUUAUGGAAACAGUUAUAGUGAAAGGGCUGUAACAAAUUCACAUUAGUGACGUCAUCUCAUUUGUAAAUAAUACAUAAUACACACAACAUGAUAUCCACCAAGUUAUUUUUACUGUAGUAUUUUUUAUUGAAAUUCGCCUAUUAGUUAAAACUAUACUUGCUUAAAUCAUUGUGCACCCACAUGUCAUUUCAAACCUGUAUGACUUUUUUAUGCAGAACACAAUAAAAAGAUUAAAAAAACAUUGUUGGUGACCAAACAAUUUUGAUAGGCUAUCAUUGACUUGCAUUGUAAGGAGCCAUUUUUCUAAAUAUUUUCUUCUUCUUUCUCAAGAAGAGUCAGAGAGAAAGAGGUUUUGAACGAAAUGAACAGAAUUUAUUAACUUUCCUUUUUAGAUCUUAUUAACAUUAGCAAAAAUGAGCAAUACACACAACAUUUAUACAUUUUAAUUAACUUGAUUUAAUACAAAUACAGUUGUUCAUUGUUUAUUUAUUGUGUAUUAAUAUGUUUACAAAAUGCUAACCUCUACUACAAUGGCAAGGCAGGUGCUUGCUUUGCUUCUUUUAGAAUAACUUAAGCAUCGUUAUAAAAAGAGUGGGAGCUGAUGUUGAUCUACCUCUCAAAAUUACUUUAAUUGGUUUAACCGACGUGUGGUUGAUUCAGUCAUAAACAAAACAUUUAACGGUUCUGUCUUGCCUGUAUCAUGAGGGAGUGUGCAGGCCAUAACAAAAGCAAAUGAUGUCGCUAAGCGCGCGGAGUCUGAGCAGUUGCGUCUUCAAGUCUCCACGCAAACUCGGAGCGCGCGCAACUAUCUUAUCCACCGCACCUGAACACGAGUCAGAGGGAACGAGACUGGCUCAGUCUUUUGCACCCGUGCCAACCCGCAGAUCCACCCAUGGACACAACGCAACUACAUCCUUUUAUGCCUCAUUAGAUCCGGGAUUCUGUUAUUCCAAACGGGCUUUGUGAUUGCAGUUUACUUAAACUUUGAUUUCUUUGGUUUAUUUGUUGCUAAAGUAAAAAACAGCUUGAAAUUGCAUCAACAGCAUCUUAUUGGUAUGUUUGUAGGCUGCCUUUUAGAUGCUUUUAGAGUGAUGAUGGAGAUUUACUGUAGUUAAGGUAACCUGCUCCUAUAUAUAAACAAAAGAACAGAUAGAUAAGAGACAUCUCACUUCUUUAGCAUACGAAGGGUGGAAUAUACGCAUUUAUCCUCGUGCAGAACAGCACAAACGACUACUAUCAACAUGGAAGACAAUGAACAGAGCUGCGAGUCACUGGUGUGCGCCGGUUGUGGCAGACUGAUCUCAGAUCGGUUUUACCUGCUCGCGGCUGACAGACAGUGGCACGAGCGCUGUUUGAAAUGCAGCGCGUGUCAGGCUGAUUUGGAGUCAGAGCUCACGUGCUUCAGUAAACAUGGCGAUAUUUACUGUAAAGAGGACUACUACAGGACAUUUUCUUUGCAAAGAUGUGCACGGUGUCACCUGGGCAUCCCAGCCAAAGAGAUAGUGAUGCGAGCCAGGGAUCUGGUGUACCACCUGAGCUGCUUUUCCUGCGUCACCUGCGACAAAGUGCUGCUCACUGGAGAUCAUUACGGAAUGAGGGACACUUCAGUGUACUGUCAGAUCCAUUUCGAGAUGAUGCUACAGCAUCACACGAACUCUCAGAACUCCACACAUGAAGGGGCUCUGGUGCAGAGAGGACGAUCACGGAGGAGGAAAAAUUUUGAUGCAGCAGACCAUGUUGUUUAUAAUUCAGAUGUGAGCGAUAUGGGUGUGAACCUGUUGGAGAAAGUGAGACAGUCUAGCUGUCAGAAGUCCAAACGCAUGAGAACGUCUUUCAAGCACCAGCAGCUGCGAAGCAUGCAGUCCUUCUUCAACCACAACCACAAUCCAGACGCCAAAGACCUCAAAGAGCUCGCACAAAAAACCGGCCUCUCGAAACGCGUGCUCCAGGUUUGGUUCCAGAAUGCUCGUGCAAAAUUCAGGAGGAAUCACCUGUAUCAGGAGAGCAUUGGUGCGGACAAUAUUUCGGACAAUUCCACCACGUCACCAUCUGUUCCUUCACCGGAGAUGUCUCCCCCAUCCUUGAACACACCCAGCCCCUCCAGCACCUCUCCAUCACAUCACACAUGCUUAGAACAAAACAUACAUGUGAACCACAACAGCAUGAGCCCUUUACAAUGCACAACCUCUAAUUUCUUCUGAGGUCCUCCAUCACAGAGCAUCUUAGAUUCACAAAAACCGAAUCACUUUUCAUAUAUAACGUUCUUGAGUCGGCUGAAACGAUAUUUCUUGAUGUCACACUAUAGGUUUUGCAGAUCAGAGUAUUGAUUCUAGAUCUGUUUACAGAAUAUUGGAUUCUUUACGGCAACAGAACGUUUUCUAAAAGAACCACAGAACUUAGAAGGUAUUGCAUGGCAUCAGGGCUGACUUUUUUAUUUUUGUUUUGUCAUUUUAAUAUAAACUAUGUUCAGAAUGAGUACCAGAAUAUUGCAUAUAGUAUACAGAGCAUGUACCGUACACUGUUUAAAAAGAAAAAGUAUGUGAAACUAUAUGUAAUAUGCAACGAUAAACGAGUAGUACGAUACAUUGUUGAUCCACGAUCCCACAUGUUUCAGUAAAUAUGGUUAUUUAGCAUUUUUACUCCAAUUUUACUUAAAAGUGUCUUAUUUUUGCUUAGUUCACCUCAAAAUCUGUCCCUAUUGGCUUUCCAUAGUUGGAAAAAAAAUACAAUAGAAAGUCAAUGGGGACAAACUUUGAAGUGAACUAUACUCCUUUAAUGGAAGGUCAAGUUGAAUGCAUUGGCUAGAAUAUUCCAUGCAAUAUGCUGUGAUUGUAUACAGAACAUUUUGGCAAAUGUUAUUCAACUACUCUGUGCAUGUACAGACCACUUGCAUUUUGUGCAAAGUACAGUUACUGCAGUAUAUUCUACAGAAAUGUAAAGAUUGUGCUAUCGAUUAAGCUAUAACUCGCUCAUAUCAGGUCACAAAAAGUCUUAAAGGUUUAAAGCAGCAAACUUUGGACUCAAGAUCCAUUCAUGCCCUCAUAAGUACACACAGUGGGAGUCAAACGUGGUUUGGCUUUUGUUCGAAGUCUCCAAACAAGAUUAACUAGGUUUACGCUUCUCUAUAGAUGAAAGUAAAAUAAAGUGUUCACAU
Molecule: messenger RNA, 3533 nt
Organism: Triplophysa rosa
Lineage: Eukaryota; Metazoa; Chordata; Actinopteri; Cypriniformes; Nemacheilidae
Gene: lhx2a
Product: LIM homeobox 2a
Exons: 5
Coding region: 1621-2580 (319 amino acids)
Biological process (GO): neuron differentiation; regulation of transcription by RNA polymerase II
Cellular component (GO): nucleus
Molecular function (GO): RNA polymerase II transcription regulatory region sequence-specific DNA binding; DNA-binding transcription factor activity, RNA polymerase II-specific
Source: RefSeq, a predicted model, not a curated record